GCUCAAGGUGCAAACAAGGAAGAACAAGGAGAGUUUGGCUGUCUGUAAGAAUCCAAAAGUUUCGCCCAUGGUGGUCAAUCUUGACCAUGCUGGUAUUGCUUUCUUGAUGGUGGUUGUGGCGGGCCUUUCUACCUGUUUGGGUGCCUCCGCGGUCUUCUUCAACUGCUUGGUCCAGUUGGCAAGCAGGCGGGUCUUGGCCGCUGGCUUGGGCUUCUCCUCUGGCAUUAUGCUGUAUGUCUCAUUCAUCGAGAUCUUUCAGAAGGCUAAAGAUGGAUUUACGACUGCUGGGAUUGAAGAGAAGCACGCCUACAUGAUGUCAACUGGCUGCCUGUUUGGUGGUAUGAUACUCAUGCGACUGGUGGUGGCCCUGACAUAUCUCUUGGAUCCUGAACAUGAGCAGGAGUUUGAGCAACUGGAAAAGGCGGCCGAAACGGCCCCUCCAGGCAGUCAUGAGGAUGGAGCCUCACUGGAACAUGUUGGCUUGGAGAACAAAGAUGCAAAGGCCCAGGACUCUAUGGACCCAAUAGACCAAAAACAAACCAAGAAGCUGCUGCGGAUGGGGUUGAGCACAGCUCUGGCAAUUACUCUCCAUAACCUGCCCGAGGGGCUUGCUGGAAUGGUUGCUGGUCUCAUCGAUCCCUCGGUGGGGUUUACAUUGACCUUUGCGAUUGCAAUCCACAAUAUUCCGGAAGGCCUCUGUGUAGCACUUCCCAUCUACUACUCAACGGGAAGCAGACUGAAAGGUUUCCUUUUGGCGGCACUCUCUGGGAUCUCAGAGCCUAUUGGGGCACUGGUCGCCUGGGCGAUUGUGGCAGUAAGUGGUGACGACAUGAAAGGUAUCGUCUAUGGCAUCCUUUUUGGGACCGUGGCAGGAAUUAUGAUCAUGCUUGUGUGCCUGGAAUUGCUGCCCACUGCCCACCGCUAUGACCCUCACGACUCGGUGGUCACUACCAGUAUGGCCUUGGGCAUGCUGGUCAUGGCAGUCUCUUUGAUCCUCUUUAUGCUUUGAUUUGGUACGCCUCUGGGCACAUGGGGUCGUCUGAGCCGUCGGGGGCCUAGUAGGGUCCAAAUGAUAGCUUAAAUAAUGUGUUUGACCUUCCCAGUCAGAGGACCAAACCAGAAUGGAGAUCAACGGAGAUCAAGGCUCAUGGUUUUGGCCGGCCAAGGUGGCCAAGGUUCGGACUGAAAAAGUCUGGUUGCCGUCGUUGCCGUGUGUUUGCUACCUUUAAACGUAGGGCAACCCUGGUCUCAUUGGUUGGCGGACUGUUGCAAUUCGUCCAUGCACAAAUUAAUGGAGUCUGUUCCAAUGUAGACUUGUACUGGACUCAGACUCAUACGUGUAUCAGUAUAUCUCUUGUUCUUGCUAUGAUUCCUUGCAUGACUUGCAAGCAGUUAGGGUGGUGUAUCGCAGCAAGGACAAACUAAGACAGAGUUUACCUGGAUCAGAUUUCACAUUAUGAGAGGCAGAUCACAUGUCACACCUGGACGCCUGGUGUUUUGCCUGGAAGCCGCUUUAAAGGAUACGGAUAUGACGGUUUCACCGAGAUGGCUGCGGCAAAGGCCCCCGGCAACCAGGUUGCUACCCCUGCUUGCUUCCCUUGAAGAAUUGCAUGACCUGGCAUGUAGGACCGUUUAGGUGCCAACCCUGCCCUCGCAGCCUCCCAGUUUUCGACUUCUCAACGCUGCAUCCAGGCCUGUCUUCGGCCUGUGAGUUGUAAAGUUGUAAAGUGAUGCGCGGGCACCGCAAUGCUUUUGAAGAGGGUGAGCAUAGUUUUUCUAAAGUUGUGUCAAAUGCAUCAAGCUGGUCCACUUCCUGGCACAAGCGGGACGAUUUGGAUCGAGUUGCUGCGCGUGCUUGCGCUUGCCUACAUGGCCGCCAGUAUUGACGACAAUUUAUAUGGUUAGAGCAGGAUAUAUAUAUAUAUAUGUGUGUGUGUGUCACAGUUCUUGCGGCGGCUGUUUGGUUGUUUGCUUGCUUGCUUGCUGGCUCGCUCGCUCGCUUGGUUGUGUAUUGGUUUGUUUGUUUGUUUGUUUGUGAUUGAGUGUUUCAAAGCGAGCAGAAACAGGUACUACUGUAUGGUCUUUGAUGUUGCUAUCGUGCUGGAGAGUUCACGUGAGAAGAUAAGGAUGAAGACUUCACUUCCUUGCCUGCAGUUUCUUAGGAGGAAUAUGUAGACACUUAAUUAGGGUCCUAUUCCUUUGGCCUUUUUUUUUAAAAUCACAAUCUCGAAUUACGCAAGAACUCUUUCUGUCUUUUUUGUACUCCUUGUGCGUUUGCCCUUGUCAUUCUGCUAAAGUUACGAUGUUACGUAUCUUAGCUAUAUAAUUCAUCACCGUUUGGAGAUCUAUUUGAUCAGGUAGAUCAAAAUCAUUCACUGACAGUGGCACGCAUACAAUCUUACGGUUACCAUUGCUGUCAUUUUUUUGGUCUUGCCAUGACUACGUCAUUGCUGAAAUGCCCGAUUCCUACUGCAGAUGGUACCAGAAGAGCGAUCUGAGUGCCAACAGAUACAGGUGGCCGUUUUGAGAGCAUCAGCUAGGCGACGUUUUGAUUUGUCGGCUGGGUGCCACAAGGGUCCCAGCUGACUGCGAGACCAUAGACGGAGUCCAGACAGAGGUCCAUCCUUUUCUUUCUAAUUGAAGACCGUGACAGACUGUGAAAGACCGUGCAGGUUGGAUUUGACACUUGCUUGACCCUCGGUUGAAGCAGUCACAAGUGUCAGAUGCAGGGUCUUCUACAGGCUCCGAAUCAUUCUAUCCCAUUUUUAUAGAACAUGAUUGAAGGAAUGUGGACAGCCCGUUGGAGAGUUGAGAAUUGUACAGGGCUGAUAACAUUCCAUGAUUUUUGCAGCAAUUUCCAUUUGGUGGAUGAGUUAUAUGAGUUGAUCUUGGUGCUGCUUCAUCGUGC
Molecule: messenger RNA, 2908 nt
Organism: Durusdinium trenchii
Lineage: Eukaryota; Dinophyceae; Suessiales; Symbiodiniaceae
Source: the annotation of a GenBank genome assembly